This is a messenger RNA of Petromyzon marinus (sea lamprey), 1686 nucleotides long. NCBI's taxonomy places the organism in Eukaryota, Metazoa, Chordata, Hyperoartia, Petromyzontiformes, Petromyzontidae. The record is from RefSeq and is a predicted model, not a curated record.
GAGCGAGAGAGAGAGGCAGGAAGAGGUGGAAAGUUGGAGGCUGAGUGGAGAGACAUCGAGACUUUGCAAACAACUCCGCCUACAGCGCGCCCUCCCCCCAGCUCGGCCCAGCCAUGGUGGUCCUGGGCUCGCGGGCGCUGGCGCUGAGGGCCGUGCUGCUGGGGCCUCCGGGAUCCGGCAAGGGCACCGUGGCCUCUCGCAUCCGGAGCCGCUUCGGCCUCCAGACGCUGUCCACGGGCGACCUCGUCCGUGACCACAUAGCUCGCAAGACCGAGAUCGGCGUGCUGGCCAAGGAGUGCGUGCUGGCGGGGCGCCUCGUCCCCGACGAGAUCAUCACGGAGCUCACGCUCACCGAGAUCAAGGCCAUCGGGGAGCGCGGCUGGCUCCUGGAUGGCUUCCCCCGGACAGUGUCGCAGGCCCGGGCCCUGUCCGACCGCUACCCGCUGGGCGCGGCCAUCAACCUGGACGUGCCGUUCGCCACCAUCACGGAGCGUCUGACGGCGCGGUGGACUCACCCGGGGAGCGGGCGAGUCUACAACACACACUUCAACCCCCCGCGCAAACCGGGUGUGGAUGACGAGACUGGGGAGCCGCUGGUGCAGCGUGUGGACGACCGUCCCGAGACGGUGACAGCACGGCUGAAGGAAUACAGCGCCCGUACGGAGCCCGUGCUGAUCUACUACGGGGAGAAGGGGCUCCUGCACUCUUUCACGGGGACUGAGACGGACGUGAUCUGGCCUCACAUCGACGAGUUCCUCGCCACGCGAAUCCCUCCGCUCAAAUGAGACCCCCCCACCCACAAGACACGCCCGGUGACGUCAUGUCGUCGAAGCCCGCCCGCCCGAUGACGUCAUGUCGUCGAAACCCGCCUGAUGACGUCAUAGGAUAGGCGCCCCCCCCCCCAUUUUUCGUCGUUUGGUGACGGCGCCUAACGGACCAUUGGGGUUUACGCAUUCCACCGAGGCCCCUCCCCCUGCGAUGAAUAUUAAUUAGUUCGAGGCUCCGUUGACAUUCCACCCAUUCGAUUCUGUUGAGAACGAAUGAACGUUAAUUUCGCUGAGGCUCCGCCUCCUAAUUAAUAUUCAUUCAACAGAGGCGCCGCCCCUUAAUUAAUAUUCAUUCCGGUGAUGCCCCCGCGCCUUAAUUAACAUUAAUUCAAAUGAGGCUCCACCCCUUAAUUGGUAUUCAUUCCACUGAGGUUCCGCCUCUUAAUUAAUAUUCAUUCCACCGAGGCGCCGCCCCUUAAUUAAUAAUUCAACCAAGUGAGGAUCCGCCCCUUAAUUAGUAUUCAUUCCACUGAGGCUCCGCCUCCUUACUUAAUAUUCAUUCCAUUCCACACGAGGCUUCACCCAAUUUUAAUGAGCCUCAUCACGCGCAGAGGUUUCAAUGGGACUGCUGUGUGGCAGUGUUCUAUCGCUAAUACGAUUUUAAAAUAUAUCUUUUAAUUAUUGAUGAACAGAAAUAUAUAUGUAUUUAGAUCCGCGCGUAAACGAGCAGAGCUUUAAUGCGCAGAUCACAGAAUGCCUAACUUUACGUCUUGGGAGAAAUCGUCGCGUCAUUGAUCAUCAUCAUCAUCAGCAGCAGCAGCAUCAUCAGCAAUCGUCUUUAUCCACUGCUGGAUGAAGGCCACCCCCCCCCCCCCACCAUCCCCGAGCCAAAAUACGCAACGCCACCACUGCCGCCAGU